AUGUCUCCAAAACGGAAGAAGACAGGACAUGGUGACGACCCACCCAAGGCGAAGAAGACCAGAUCAGAGGAUACUCCUGAUGACGAUACAACCAAGACCGAUGUCAACUGGUUCAUACCAAAAGAAAAGGGAGAGAACAUCUAUAAAGAGAAAUGCGCAGCCGAUUAUGCCCAAAUCCUCUAUGAGAAAGCGCGAGAAGAGAUAAGUCCGCAACAAGCACCUUUGUUAGAUCCGCAAUUCCGGACGCCAGUAUUCCAAAAGCAAGGCAAAGAUCUGCGAGCGGGAGACAAGUACAGGCCCAGCGCGUCUUUGCGCAACCUGUUCAACGAUAUCAAGAGUAGAAGUAUUGAUAAGGAAGAGGGCCAUAGCAUCACUCAUUUCCAGCAGCAGUUUGGCGAUGACGCAAACAUUGCAGUAGUGCUCUCAAGAGCGGAUGACAACGCUACUUUUGUUCUAAAUGAAGACCAACGUUUGGAAGUGAUUGUGAACGAUGUGACUGCACAUGUAGAUUUUAUCCGACGGAACUCAUCAGAGGAUGGCAGCCCAGCCGGUUACUUCAUUCAACUCCCUCUCAAUACGUCAGUCACAGUAAACGGAACUACAUACACCAACAGCGACGACUCAUCAUCCAUGCCUUCUUAUAUUGGGCCGCUCGAAGGGUACGCGAUCAUUGAACUACUGUCGCAACCCGCGUUUUUCUUCAGAACUGCAGCAAGCUUGAAAGCCACAUGGUCGCAUAGAGCGGUAACUCAAGAAGAGCUCGAUCGUCGCGAUGGGAAUGGCGAUGUCGCGUUGGGAAACACAAGGGUGCGAUGGGGGCCUAUUGGAGCUCCACUACCGCCAGCGGGACCGGGAAACCCGGGCGUUCCAGAAGAGGUAGAAGAAGAGUCGGGGGAUGACUUCACCGACACAUUCACCGAUGCAGGAGAGCCGAUCAAAGAUCUUGGUGCGUAUAUGCGAGCUCAGCUGUUGUCUCAUCAACAAAGUCGAUAUCGCGAGCUCAUUCCCAGAGUUCUUGCUUCGGUGAACUAUCGAGAGAAAGAAGCUACCGGACUCAGCUAUCAGCAUGAAGGACAGACUUUCAGACCCGGGAGGACGCUGUUGCAACCAAUCGAGGUGGAAGGGAACCAUCUGUUGCUCGCUGCUCAAAUCCAUGCCGACAAGCACAUCACACUCAAAGUCCUAGACCCUAUGACGUGGCGAUCAACACUGUCUAGUCGGAAAGCUAUCGAUGAACACAUCAGGGAGACUUUGCGAAGCUCCACAUGGUGGCGGCAUGUCUUUGACUCGUUAGAUCAAAUGGAAGAAAACCUGCCCGAGGCCACUAUGUGGGUACCGGCGGCUCAGGUCACGACAGGCGAUGGAAGCUUUACGUACACCGUAUUGAACGCGUGGGCGCUCACGAUGGGCCUCGCGCCAAACCCGUCGUUCACACCCAGCGCUCAUGGUCACGAAUCGUUCUUCAUCCGGGCCCAACAAAUCUUCGAUCUGGCCCUUCAAGACACGUUGAACUGGAGGGUAUUGCUCGCCUUUUUCCGCUGCACCGGAUUCGUUAAGCCCAGCGAGGGCAGCGAGAAUGAUGAAGAGGCAGAUCUCCCGCAUCUAUCAAGGCGAUUUGAUCUUUGUAACCGCUCUUUCCAGAAGCUGAUCGCUCGCCAAACGGCAGCAGACGCCGCUGCUGAGGGCAAGAAGAUCGAUAUGGAGCUGGUCACUUUGGGACUCGAGCAUGGAAUGCGCCAUGAUGUAGCCUUCGCUGCCGAUUCACUAAGCGAGCUCGAACGGACCAACCUCACUUCCAUCGUCCGUGAUAGCCGAUGGAACUUCGCUGACACAAAGAAGAAGCUGAAAAAGCGUCUGGACGAAAACAAAGAGCAGAAAUUGUCGGAUGUGUCGUUGCUAAAACCAACACCACCACCACCACCUCCACCUCCACAUAAAUCGACUCCAGAUACCGAGGAGAUUCCGGCCGACUUUGAUCCUUGCAAGCAUCUUCACGAGCAGAUUAAAUUGCUCGAAGAGCAGGGGAAGAUUGAACCAAAAGUCGGAAGUGAAAUCGACGAAGCAUUGCCAUCCAGGUGGAGUCAAGCUGUCUUUGGAUAUAUCGAGCCCGUUGUACGAGCUAUCAACGAUUUGCUCUCGCCUGAGCAGCCUCAGCGGGGCUUCACGCUGGCAGACCUGAAUGGUUCAUCCAGAUACGCAGAUGAUUCUGGCGUGUUGGACACAGUGGUUAUGAUGGUCUGCCAACUGGGAGACCAUGUCAUACUAGUAGUCUUGCAGCAUGAGGACGCAUCCAAAGAAGCUCCUGAUGUCUCACGCGUUAUGGACUCCGCACCAUGGACUACCACGGCGAAGGAGCGCGUCCAAAUCCACGACCUACUGGUUGAAGCGGGGAUGUUAGUAGUUGAUCCUACUGCAGACGAAGUUAAAAGUUUCGUCGGGCCAGUACUACAAUGGAUGCCGGGACCUCAGCAAGCACAAGUAAAAGAAGCUGGGUAUUUCGCAAUCAUGAGUGCAUGGGCUGUACUGCUCGGUCUACCCAUCAAUCCCGAAUUCCGCAUAGGCGCAGAUUUCUACGACAGCGCACUUCCUCUGCUCCAGGCAGUGGUCAAAGCACAUGCAGACUGGAAGCUGAUCUGGGCGUUCUUGCGUUGUGUGGGUUAUACUCAGUCCGAGCAGCCGCCCUCGAUGCAGCGUCGAUUCAAAGCGACAAGGCCUGCUCGUGGCCCCCGUAUCACCAAAGGCAACAGAAAGACAAAGCGCUCGAUCGAGACUCAGGCUUGCCGUGACAUCAACUAUCCGCAUUUUCCAGUGAACACGGGUGUAGCGCAUACUGAAGCCUUCCCGUGGGACGACUAUGACAAGCCGGAUAGGGCAACUCGUAUACCGGAGAUGAUCAAGUCUGGAGAGUAUCCAGAAUCUCUGCUUCCUCAAGCAGAUCGCACCAAACAAGACCUUCCUACUGGAAACAAGGAAUCUUCAUGCGCUCAAUUCCAUCGCAAACUCAAAGAAACACUAGAGGAUGAAAAGAUCAAGACUGAGCUGCAAGACUUCCGGCAUACUCAGAAUCCCACUAGUAAGUUUGGUGUAUGGCUAGAGGAUUGGGAAGCAUCACAUGCUAUUGCUUCAGUCACGUUCGCAAUCACAUCGAGUCAAGAUGAUUCGCUUGGAUUUGGUUUCAUCGCCCAGCCACACGUCCAAGGUAUCAGAAACACGGUCAAAAUUGAUGUUAUGCGGACGCAACGCCCUGGAAGACCACUGAUUACGCCGUUGCUCAUCGACAACCAUAUCGUAUUACUGGUGAUCCAGCUUGAUGAUGAUGAUAGCAAGCCUUCGAUCUCCGUGCUGGACUCAAAAGCAUACCAUAUGACAGCAAAAAGUCGUGCAGAAUUACACAGAUGGGCGUGGAGAUUGGUGAUCGUGUCGAAAUGGAAUCAGGGAGUAUUCCCUAUAUCCGAAAUGAAACUUCACAGACCUGCACACGCGACCUGGGUGCCAGUGUCACAACAGCCUAGCGACAACGAGUGUGGUUACUACACCAUCUUGAAUGGCUGGUCCCUCGCGCUUGGUCUGACACCAGAUCAUACGGCCAACGUUGAAUGGACAGACCAGUUCCACAGCGACUUGCAGGACGUAAUUCAUCUUGCUCGCAUUGGACGGGCAGAUUGGAGCUUGAUCUACAAUUUUCUUAGAUGUUACAACUUCGUCCUAAAUGGAGAGGUGCCUCCUGAUCGCCGUUUCGCCCAAACCACAGCACUCUUGGAGGAAACAAGCGUUGGAGAAGUACAGGAAAACAUCAACAGCAUCGAGGACGUCCAAUCCGCUGACCCCAAUACCAAGACUCCGGAUUUGAGCCAGCUGAGACACGCCAAUAGGAUAGCGUUACUCCCCGGAAGGCGACACAACCUCAGCGCUGCAUUUCCGUCCGAUAAGUGGAGCUCCGAUGCCCGAGCAGAUGCCAAUGACUUGGCUCGAAAUGGCAAGCUAGACCUCAAUGCCAAUGAAGCCCAACUCCGAAAAGCUCAUGCAGAUCUGCAUAACGGCCGCGGGCCAGCCCUAAGAGAAGAGCUUCAAAAAGCGGACGCCAACUAUAAGCAACAAGCCCAAGAUGAGUUGCUCAAGACAUGUCAAGACCACCUAACUAGGUGGCAUACAGGUAUCGACUUGUUGUUCCAUGAACGAUCUUGUGCAUUCCUCCACGAUACUUUGAACUUCUAUCGCUACAUCUUUCAAGAAGACUUCCUCGGUAACGUAAUCCACAACGAAGCUUUCCCGCCCGGAGAUUGGAACAAGUAUCGAGAAGCUUCCGAAAUCAACUUGGCAGUCUCCGCUGUCGUUGCAGCCAUUGAUGACUUACAAUUGCAAAAACACCAAACGAGUGUCCCUGGUGUACCCUUCGCGGGUGGCUUCUCUCUUUCAACGAGCACAGAUAUCGCCAUUGGUGCGGGCUCAUCAGUUUCGCGCCCCAGAAGAUGUUGGCUCAUGCCCCUGAGCAUCAUGCAAGGAGGCUAUCUAACUAGGAUCAACCAGUGGCGCCAGGAGAACGGUAAGAAGAUUCCAAAGUCUAAUGGUGGCGCACAGGGGCACCAUAUACUGGUGGUUCUACAAGAAGAAGAGAAAGCAGAAGGGGAUGAGGAAGAGAGUGAGGAAGAGGAGGGCGAAGAAGAGCAGAAUGAGGGAUUAACCAAGACUGGUUUUGCGAUGUACUUCUAUGACAGCGCGCCGGAAAAUCUGAAGGACACACUGGUAGCUGAGGGAGUUGCAGGGCCAUUGCCCGAUAUCGUGUCAGAUAUCGCUCCGGGGCUCCAAUGGCUUCAGCAUCGUAAAGGCGAAAAGAAGAAGAGCUAUUCAAUUUUCGAGGUACCUACUUCGAGGCAGCCGCACGGCGGGUGGCAAUGCGGGCCUCACGUUAUCAUCAACGCGUGGAUUUUGGCUUUGGGCUUACGCCCUGAUCCUAGUAGAGAGUACGACGACGUCAUAUACCAGGAACUCCAUGUACUCGCGCGUGCCGCCGUAGUUGGGCUACUGGAUUGGCGAACUUUAGUCGCAUGGAUUUUCUGCCACAAGCUUGCUCUCGAGACGAAAUUCGAAGUUUGGAACACAAUGAUGUCCUUCUUGGGGCGAUGUCUCAGAAGGAGAUACCUUAUGACAGAGGUAACAACCCUGUGCACGCAGGAGCUAAGUCACCGAAAGACGCAGAGAAUGGAAAACAAAAAGGAGGAGAAAAAGCGUAUCUUGCAAGAAGCUACGACGAUAUAG
This is a messenger RNA of Alternaria triticimaculans, 5256 nucleotides long. RefSeq lists its product as uncharacterized. The transcript has 3 exons. Lineage: Eukaryota; Fungi; Ascomycota; Dothideomycetes; Pleosporales; Pleosporaceae. The record is from RefSeq and is a predicted model, not a curated record. Bases 1 to 5256 code for a protein of 1751 amino acids.